This is a messenger RNA of Tarenaya hassleriana, 1316 nucleotides long. RefSeq lists its product as uncharacterized. The transcript has a single exon. The coding region runs from base 163 to 963 and encodes 266 amino acids. The record is from RefSeq and is a predicted model, not a curated record. NCBI's taxonomy places the organism in Eukaryota, Viridiplantae, Streptophyta, Magnoliopsida, Brassicales, Cleomaceae.
AAAGGCCCAGGAGCAUGGGCUUGGCAUAGAAUCCGAGAGACCUAGAAAACGGCGCCGUUCAAUAUGUCCGCCUAAUCUUUGACGAAAGAUGAUCGUCUCACUUCUCACCCAUCAUCAAGUUAGGGUUUCGGAAACCCUAAUUUCUGCAAACUCUCGAUUGCCAUGUCCGUGACGUCGACAUCGACUUCGUCAGUUUCUGUAACUUCUCCGCCGGUGAGGUGCGACGAAUGCGGUGCUAAAAAUCCAUGGAUUAGACACACCGUACGCCUCCGGAGCGCAAUGCGUGUGCUCUGCACGCACUGCGUCCUCCGCAACCACCCAACGUCGUUUUGCCCCUCCUGCUUCGCCUUCUACGACUCGUCUCCGCCGCAUCCCUCUCGCAGGGUUUCCUGUUCCAAUUGCUUCUCUUUGACCCACUCCCAAUGCGCGGCCGACGCGAAACCGCCAUCGUAUCUGUGUCCGCCGUGUCGGAGUCCCGCCUCGUUCUCGUUCUUUGACCUCUCUGUUCGCAGCGACGGAGUCCCAUUCAUCGACAAACAGCUCGCCGACAUCCUUCUCUGCGCCGCCAAGAUCGCCGCCGCGUCCAUGACUAAGGCCGUCUACGCCUUGAGAUGCGACGCCGACCGGAGGGCUCGUGAGGCGGCGUUGGCGAGGAAGAGAGCGCGUGAGGCUCUCGAACACGUCGUCAUGCUUGCCGGAAAAGAGAGAGCCAGGGCCGUUGUUCCACGGCUCAAGGAAGCCUCCGUCGAGCUCUCUGGCUCCGCCGCGAACCGGUCGGUACAUGCCGAUGUGAUACCGAAACCGAGUCCGGUUGCGGCGGCGAAGAACGCGAACGGGACUGUGAGAGAAGGGGAGAGCUCUGCGAAUGCUAUGAAUCCGGGUCAGAUCAAGAGCAAUGGAGAUACAACGAAGGAGAGUCCGCAGAAUGGUAAUGUCAAACCGGAGGCAGAUGCAUCAAAGUGAAAAGGGUUUGAUCUCAAAACAGGUACAAGGUUCUUGUUCUUGUGGGAAUUUGUCUGAUGGAAAGGCCGUGGCUUUUUUGUGGAACAUGUGUCUGAGGACAUAAGGGUUGUCCUUGUCGUCCAUGAUGAUGAUGGUACUGAAGAAGAUUCAUGGACUAGGCAAGAUUCUGAUUCAAAGUGGUGAUCUUUGUCUUGUUCUUGGUCGUUGACUGUGUUUGGAAUCGGUGGAGUUGUGUGGCCUGGCGUUUUCUUUAUAUAUAUAUAUAUAUAUAUGAUUCUGAUGAUUCCGGAAAUCUGAAUCCAAAGUGUUGUGAUGUGUAUACAUACGAUCAUAAAUUCACCUGACGUCUUGAA